AUGACUCCUAUUCAGUUGGCCCCGAAGGGCGCGGCUCGCUGCUGCCCUGCGCCCGCGCGCGAGCGCCCUGCUGGCCCGCGCCUGCCCCUGAGCGCCCUGCCCUGCCCAUCGCGACCCCCCCGCGAGGGGCAGCGCGGCGUCGCGUGCGGCGCAGCGAGCACGGUGGGAAGCCGCGCUACUGGCUCCUUCAUGGGCAAGGACGAGGUGCCUCUUUUGGGCCUCGGACUCGCGGCGCUGGGUCGCCCUGGAUACAUCAAUCUCGGCCACGGGUCCGACCUCGGCCCGAACCACAGCGUCGAGGCUCUGCGCGACCAUUGCUGCAAGGUCUUGGACGCGGCCCUGGAGCUCAAUCUGCAGUACAUCGACGUCGCGCGGAGCUACGGCAAGUCGGAGGAGUUCCUUGCCCACUAUCUCCAGACGCGAAUCCUCAGCGCUCGUCGUUCCGGCCUUCUCGUGGGGUCGAAGUGGGGGUACACCUACACGGCCGACUGGCAGGUGGACACCCAAGGAGGUCCCCACGAGGUGAAGCAGCACACGGCCGCGAACCUCGCGACGCAGCAGGCGGAGACCGCGCACCUUCUCGGAGAUGUCGAUCUGUACCAGAUCCACUCCGCCACGCUCGAGUCGGGAGCCCUGAGCCACGACGUCGUCAGCGGACUCAUCAAGCUGCGCGACGACCGCGGCUGGCGCCUCGGCCUGUCGCUCUCCGGCGCUGAGCAGGCAGAGACGUUGCGCGCAGCCAUGAAGAUCAAGGUCGGCGGACGGCCGCUCUUCGACGCCGUGCAGGCCACGUGGAACCUCCUCGAGCCGAGCGUCGGCCCGGCCCUGCUGGAGGCGCGGGAGGCAGGCAUGGACGUGAUCGUCAAGGAGGCUGUUGGCAACGGGCGGCUCCUCACCGGCGACGACAACUGCUGCUCGUGGAGCGGCGGAGCGUCGGUGCUGCAGCGCGAGGCGGUUGAGCGCGGCUGCGACCCGGACGCGCUCGCCAUCGCGUGCGCGAUCGUCCAGCCCUUCCGGCCGAUGGUCCUGUCCGGCGCCGCCACAGUCUAUCAGCUGCAGUCCAACGCCAACGCGCUGUCGGUCGCGGAGAACCUAGACGUCGACGACGCGAACAGGUUGGCCAUGCGCGCGAAGCAGCACCCAGAGGCGUACUGGCAGGAGCGCGCGGCCAUGAUAUGGAACUAG
Pedinophyceae sp. YPF-701 is the source of this 1185-nucleotide messenger RNA. Lineage: Eukaryota; Viridiplantae; Chlorophyta; Pedinophyceae. The record is from the annotation of a GenBank genome assembly.